CCCUUCAUUGCCAAAUUUGGCAACCAGGGAGGAGAAAUGCCAUUUUCAGUUGUUUUGCUGCGGAGCGCAGACGGAUAGGGGCGCUGGUGAUGCUCGCCCGUUGGGGAUCGCCGCUUUGCUGAGGAAAACUGGGCGGCUGAAGAUGUUGAUUUUGUGCGAAUCAUGGCAAAUGGAACUGGCACAAUUAUGCUGAAAUGCGUGGUCGUUGGCGACGGUGCUGUAGGCAAAACUUGUCUGUUAAUGAGCUAUGCCAACGACGCUUUCCCCGAGGAGUACGUCCCUACAGUGUUUGAUCAUUACGCAGUGAGUGUCACAGUUGGAGGGAAGCAGUACCUGCUGGGACUGUAUGACACGGCGGGGCAGGAAGACUAUGACCGCCUGAGGCCUUUAUCCUACCCCAUGACCGACGUCUUCCUCAUCUGCUUCUCCGUGGUGAACCCGGCCAGCUUCCUGAACGUGCGGGAGGAGUGGGUCCCCGAGCUACAGGAGUACGCCCCCAGCGUCCCCUUCCUGCUCAUCGGCACACAGAUCGACCUUCGAGAUGACCCAAAAACUAUCGCCAAGCUGAACGACAUGAAGGAGAAACCCAUCACUACAGAGCAGGGGCAGAAGCUGGCCAAGGAGAUCGGUGCCUGCUGCUACGUGGAGUGCUCGGCCCUGACGCAGAAGGGGCUGAAGACGGUGUUCGACGAGGCCAUCAUCGCCAUCCUCACGCCGAAGAAGAGCGCGCUGAAGAGACGGCUGGGCUCACGCUGCAUCAACUGCUGCCUCAUCACGUGAGAGACGGAGAGGGAGAGCAACGGAGAGGG
This is a messenger RNA of Conger conger (European conger), 809 nucleotides long. It is a transcript of the gene rhoq, whose product is annotated as ras homolog family member Q. The record is from RefSeq and is a predicted model, not a curated record. Gene Ontology annotation, biological process: cortical actin cytoskeleton organization; small GTPase-mediated signal transduction. NCBI's taxonomy places the organism in Eukaryota, Metazoa, Chordata, Actinopteri, Anguilliformes, Congridae. The transcript is spliced from 5 exons. The coding region runs from base 163 to 780 and encodes 205 amino acids. Gene Ontology annotation, molecular function: GTPase activity; GTP binding.